UCACUCUAGAUAAUUGAGCAUCACGCUGAAAGUAUUGUAUGAGAAGAACCACAGUAAUGUAAACAUGACUUCAAGACUGUUUCAUAACCAUGGCAACCAGACUCACUAUGAAGAAGAGAAUGAUGCCCUUUCUCAGCAAAACAAGUGGCUUCUAUUGUGUGAGAGUAUCAGUCUUGGGGUCAUUAUCAUCACAUCUCUUGUUGCCAAUAUGGUUGCCAUAGGAACGAUUAUGCGCCUGCGCAGUCUUAGGAACGUCCCUCAUCAUCUUCUUGUCUUGAAUCUCAGUAUUGCCGAUUUAGGGAUCACACUUACCAGCAUGCCUUUCGCCCUUUAUUCUAUCUUCGAUGGUGGUGUUCUUUUGAGAAGCAACGCAAUACUUUGCAAGGUCAACGGUUUCUUUGCAACAAUGUUCACCCUUGCCAACUUUCCGACAGUGCUUGCCAUAGCCAUCGAUCGAUUCUUGAUAGUCGUCUAUUCCAGCCGUUUCCCACCAAACACCUUCCGGAUAUUCCUAAUGAUCACCAUUUCAUGGUGUUCAGCUUUUAUCAUGGCCUUCAUGCCCAGUGUUCAUGUCCUCUCCAAGUAUUCCUACUCACCAAACACAUGGCACUGCUCUCCUAGGUGGGGUCACAACAUCUUCCGUAUCGCUUGUGCCAUUUUAAUCUUUGGGCUGGCGAUUCCGAUGGUUGCCGUCUGCUACGCGGCGAUUGUGUACUUCAUCUGGAACAAGCAACAGCUUCUUAGGUCAUACAGCAAGAGGGAACAACAUGUUUUCAAGGAUCGCAGAAGGAAGUCACGAGAUCAAAAACCGUCCGUGCCAAGAUGCUACAAAUCGACAGUGACCUCGUUUCAGCCAUCUCCAUCACCUGCAUCCUGUGAUGAAGUUGGUGAGUUAUGCAGUUUAGAACAGCAAUCCGGAUGUCAACCAGAUGAUCUACAGGAUGCUCAGAUGAAAUACAAUCAAGAGAACAAGACCAUACCUUAUCUCACAAAACUGCAGAAUCCAACCUGUGAGGAGGAUUUUAAAGAAGAAGCUUUAAAUACCGAGGCUCCAUUAGAACCACGCAAUAUUGAUAAGUUGGAUAAGAGAUCUUUUCGCAGUGUUGCCGUAGUUGCAGAAUCAGCGAAGACAUCGGCUAUUGUGAACAAGUCCCUGACACAAUUUACCGCCUUGUCUGAACCAAGCGGGGAGGAAUCUGAUGUCGUUGGUCAAGAUCGUGAUCGAAAGAAGCAGCAUGAAGCCAGACAGAGACAAUUCUCUGCAGACAAGAGGGUUGCAGUAAUGGGUGCCCUCCUCGUCUUAACCACACUAAUCUGCUGGAUGCCCUAUCUCCUUGUCCAUUCAAACUACAUCCGGGUCAACGAAGGUCAUUGGUUUGGUGUCCUUACCAUGUUACUGGGAUUAUACAGUUUCAGUAUCUCAUCUUCAGUAGGAGAUUAUGCGACUUCAAAAUCAGUAUUUCCUUGA
This is a messenger RNA of Lytechinus variegatus (green sea urchin), 1468 nucleotides long. Its product is annotated as olfactory receptor 11L1-like. Gene Ontology annotation, cellular component: membrane. The coding region runs from base 65 to 1468 and encodes 467 amino acids. Lineage: Eukaryota; Metazoa; Echinodermata; Echinoidea; Temnopleuroida; Toxopneustidae. Gene Ontology annotation, biological process: G protein-coupled receptor signaling pathway. The record is from RefSeq and is a predicted model, not a curated record. The transcript is spliced from 5 exons. Gene Ontology annotation, molecular function: G protein-coupled receptor activity; peptide binding.